Molecule: messenger RNA, 4557 nt
Organism: Wyeomyia smithii (pitcher-plant mosquito)
Lineage: Eukaryota; Metazoa; Arthropoda; Insecta; Diptera; Culicidae
Gene: B4
Exons: 12
Coding region: 846-3929 (1027 amino acids)
Source: RefSeq, a predicted model, not a curated record
CUUUUCUGAAUUCACCGUCGUUGAAGGUGGGCGCCGAUAACUGGCACGUAAAGGCCAGUGAAAAUAUUAGAGCUUAUACAAGUGAGCAAGCACAUAGGCCAGUGAAAAUAUUGAACCUUAUACAAGUGAGCAUCUGAAACUUGAACCGUCCCGUGGCGGAUUCAUCAACGUGAAAUUCACACGAAGAACAGCCACGCGGUAUUGCAAUCGGACAUCUGCCGACGUGAUCGCACACAGAAGUGCACCAAAAGUCGAGUGGGAAAAGGAUUUCCACCAAACGACAGGAUUAAACCAUUUCGCAUACUAAACACCCAAGGCACGCACAAAGCAGCAGCCGAUCGACGAUCGUGCCCGCACAGAAAGGCUCUCUACGGAGGGACUUUUUAUUACGUCAUCUGGAUCUAUCAAGCAUUAAAGCUGAUCAUGCGGGUGGGCGAAAUGGCCCUCAUCGACAAGGUCAAACGAGAAAUGAUUGUGGCGCAGUCGAAAGCAGGGGAGAAAGAGGCGUGAGAAUUAAAUCCCAAGUGAUCGGAACAACGAUCAACACAACGGUGAAUGCGAGCCAGGCUCGCGAUGAACAUUAGCAUCAUCAGGUAUAGAAUGCCCUCAUCUAGGCGCUCUCGAUCAUAGCGCAUUCUGAAAACCGCACGGACAUCAUAAUUAGGAUCAUCGCACCGGGGCCCCGCUAGCGAGUCAUCAUCAGUAAAACGACGGCGAAGCUAAGCAUUGUAGCAUUGCAGUUAUUAAUGUAAUCUGCGGAUCUGGUGACUCGUUUACAUAAACAGAAACUUCGUUCGAAGAUAAGAUGUCUCACUAGCGCACUACAUUUGGCGAGUAAACAAGGUAUGUCUCAAGCACACAUCAAUAUAGAUCUGACCAUGGCGGAUGCGCUCAAACUGGCUGAUAUGCAAAGGGCCAGCCUCGAAUUCGAGCGGCAGCGGCAUUUGGCCAACUGGUUAAUCGAGUCCAGUCCGCAUAUGCCCAAACCAACCCCGCAGCAGCAGCAGCAGCAACAACAACAGAAACAGCAGCAGCUCAACAAGAAAGGGAAAUUCAAACAAAAUCCCAUCUUUUUCCUAGCGAAAAUAAGCCAUAACAUGAACUUCAGCGGCAGUAACAAUGCACCCAUGGGGGGAAAUAAUCUGCUAGCAAGUAACUCGAUAUCUUCAACCUUCAACUCGCAGACCAAUCUGCCAUUGGCGAUCGUAUCCUCCUCGGGACGCGACGGCCACAAACCGAAACUCAGGCGAUUCAAUUCGCACGACACCAGUGCCAACAUGUUCUCAGUUGCGGAAUUCGAAAACGCCCGUUUAGCCAGGAGGAACGAACUGGAAAAUGCUGCUCUGCUUCGACAGCGACAACGUUACAAGCUGAAUUCUCUUUCCUCCGGCGGCGAUUGCUCCACCGGUGAAAGCAAAGGUUCGAAACUCAGCAACGACUCAUCCAACGAACCACUGUUUGCCGAACAAUUUCUGGAAAAGUUUUCACUACCUCGGGUGGUACGCGUAUCCUAUACCUCGAACGGGGGUAGCAGUUCCGGUGAUCAAACCAUGACCUCGUCCAGCUCGGCCGAAUCGACCAGCACUUCGGAGGGGAAGAGGAAAAAGAAAUCAUCCUUCCCGAGUCCGUCCAACGGGGAACUGUUUCUGCUGUAUCGAUUCAUGCGCAAUUACAAAAUUUACCACGCGUUCAACUCGAAGACCGGUACCAACCGGAAGAAGGGGUACAAGAUACCGCAGGAUUAUCCCGGUUACUUUUCGUUUCUCACCGAGAAAGGAUCCCAGAUGGCGACUGUGUAUACGACCAUUGUCCAGCUGGUACGGGAACGCGUUUACAAAUUCUUGUCCCUCGAGAAUCUUUCAGCCUAUACUGAAUCACAAGACAAUUUCAGCCAAAAAACUCACUACAUUAAGGCGACAGCCAAAGCCGGGCAGGUCUAUCGCUUACUAGCGGUGUUUCAGGACGGAGAUCACAAGACAUCCUCUAGUCACAAGGAUAAUGCUUCCUUGAGUGGGAGCGUUUCCAGCACCGAGAAGGAACGUGGUAAAUAUGCUCAGUUGCUCGGUGAUAAUAGACAAAUUUACUACGUUUCACUAUCCGCUAAAGGAAAAUUUUAUGAGAUCGAACAGCACACAGCACCGGUUUUGCAGAAAAGUAGCAGCUUAGGCCACCCGAGCAGCAACAGCAAGACGCCGAAGCAACUCAACCGAGAGUGUGUCCAUCGUAUCGGAUUUAUUAUGCAAUCUGAGGUGAAGCUGCCACUUAAUUUAAAACUAAUUGCCAGCAUGAGUGGGACAAGCACCGGUGGUUCCCAAAAUAAUGUGCCUGAGUACAUAACAAUCGCUAAGAUAAGCGCAGAAAACUACAUCAUUGCCUGUCCGGUGGAUGAACAAGAGCUGGCCUCAUCAUUAACUCUAACCAAGUUACAUAUCACACCACAGAUGAAGUUCACCAAAUGUUCACUGGGCUUUGACAACGAACAGCGGAUGUUCCUCAAUGCGGGAAUACAAACAGUGCUGAAAUUUUGCCAGUUUAACUGCGAAAACUUCACUCGGGUAGUCGAUAAUGACACCAACUGGAUGGAGUUGCAGCAAAUGAUCAACGCGGUUCAACAGCACCAGCAGCAGUCGUCCAAUAGUCUCAAUCAUUUGGCAACAACCGGCCUAGUCGGAAAAAGUGAAGUUCUAAAGAAGCUAAAGCUAACGCGACUGUUCGGGGGUGGUUCGGACCGGAACCAGCAUUCGUCCUCCUCUGGUCAUGAGAAAGAAGACUCGAUCAUAUUUUUGAGUAAAAAUGAACUUGAGAGCCUCGAAUGUAACCAACAACAGCAGCUAGCAUUGCAACGACAAGAUCAAGAUCAUCAACCAGUUUCGUUAUCAUCUGGACUGAGCGACAAAAUGAAAGUUUUUACACCCAGCAAGAAACGGUGGUUCAAAGGACUACGAUCCACUGGUGGCCAGAAGCGAGAAGAUGAAGUGAGCACUGAGCCCGACAAGGAUCGAGCGAGCAUUGACCGCUACCAGGACAUGUCUCGUUUAAUUCAAGAAAGAUUUGGAGAGAUGGACAUUAGUACUGUUAAUAACAGCAAGGCCAAUUCGGAUAUAGGAUAUGACGAUACAGUUAAUGAUAAUCCUGAAGAGUUGGGCAACGAAGGCGGACUUCAAAAGUGUCUUUCGUUGCAGCACAUCGAGCUGAAAAGUGGGAGUUGUAUGGAUGUACGAAACAAAACUAAACCAGAUUUGGUUAACAAUAUCAACUUGAUAGAACAAAAUCAAUCCGAAGAGGUGAUGUCCGAAUCAGAAGAUACCCUGUUCUUCCCCAUUCGAAGUGCCAAUCAGCAAUCAUUUAUGACGCAAAAGUUAUACUCAGAAUUCCACGUAAAAACCAAACAACACAGUAAAUCCCAAUCAAGUAUACAACAUCUGCUUAAUUUAGCCAGUCCGCAGCGUUCGCAAGACGGCAAGAAUAAACUAAAAUUGUGCGACAAAAAACGGUCAGAAAUAGUCCUCUCAUUUGAAGAUCUUCAAAGUCUAACCAGAGAUGAGGAAUUGUCCAACGACGGCUUACUACGAACUCAGCUCAACAUUCUAGACGACUUACCAUACAGUAGCGUCCGAGAUUCGAUCGUAUUUCAAGAAGCCGAACUUCGAACACCAUCGGAAAGUAUAUACGCUGAAAUUUGUUCCGAAAGUCCCCCGGGAUCCGCCAACGCUCACCAACAGCAGAAAGCCCCUGUCUUCCAAACCACAACAGCUCUCGUACAACCACCAACGCCACCAGCGAAGCCGGAAAAACGGUUUACCAGCAUUCGCAUUAAUGUUCCCUCUAGCGACACAUGCCAGGCAGUUAGUCUCAACCCAGCCGGAAGCCGUUGUGCAUCGGUUAUUGCUUGUCCCGUCGAAGACAACAUCUACAAUACAAUAAAAUAGUAAAAAAACUCAAAACUACACUUUCAGUUCACGCUUGACGCCUGUUAAAUCGGGUCAAAAUCGAGCUUGCCUGCUUGGCCUUAUUAGUGAGUUAUGAAUGCACAAUUUUUAACGAAUCGAACUGAACCUUGGAAAUGGCCUUUACAUUAUUCAUACCACCAAAACGAUCGAGUCAAGCAAUUGAAAACCGCUACAUUCACUUAAAAAGCUCAAAAUACGUGCCUUCAAUGUUUUUUUUAAACAUUUACGUACCUUAACAUCUCGAAGAAAAAAAGCGCCGAAAUACUGCCCAACCGCAUGCUUCAAAAGCAAUCCGAACAAAGAUACAAUCUUAUACUCUUUUCUGCUAGUUUUUAGACAACAGCGACAGGGAAAGCAAGCUUAGGAUUAACGAAGAAAGGAAGAACAUAUAACGGCGACCAAAGUAUUACCGGAACUUGUGAUAAAAUGUGCGAAACAGCUCAAUAAACUAGUUUAGAAUAAAGUGAGCAGCAAUCAGUAACCUCUAUUACGUGAAGCUAGCAAUAUGAUACAUGUUGAACAUAAGUUGCAAUAAUUCUAAAUUUUACCAUAUCUGUUGUAGGUCGGAAACGAAACCUUUUUUUGCACACGGACGUACUAUUAAGUG